This is a messenger RNA of Henningerozyma blattae CBS 6284, 534 nucleotides long. It is a transcript of the gene ERV1, whose product is annotated as flavin-linked sulfhydryl oxidase. The coding region runs from base 1 to 534 and encodes 177 amino acids. Lineage: Eukaryota; Fungi; Ascomycota; Saccharomycetes; Saccharomycetales; Saccharomycetaceae. The transcript has a single exon. The record is from RefSeq and is a predicted model, not a curated record. Gene Ontology annotation, molecular function: flavin adenine dinucleotide binding; flavin-dependent sulfhydryl oxidase activity. Gene Ontology annotation, cellular component: mitochondrion.
AUGGCAAACGAACCUCCUCAAACGAAGCCUCGAAUCAUUUUAGAUGAGAAUGGUAAGCCCUGUAGAACAUGUAACACUCUAGAGGAUUUUCAAAGUGCCACAGGACGUCUUUUCAAUAAUAUUAAGUCUGCUACAUCUCUUGCUAUCGCUGGUGUAGCACUAGAGAAGAUACCUGGCUCAAAAACAUAUUACAAGGAAGAUCCACCCGACAUUCGUAAGCUAGGUGCUUCGUCAUGGACUUUUCUACAUACAAUGAGUGCUAAAUAUCCUCAACAACCUACUCCAAGAGAGAAAGAUGAUAUGAAAUCUUUUUUGAAUAUUUUCUCACGUGUUUACCCUUGUGAUUGGUGUGCCAAAGAUUUUGAAAAAUACAUUAGAGAAAAUGCACCAAAAGUUGAAUCUCGUGAAGAAUUAAGUCGGUGGAUGUGUGAAGCUCAUAACUCUGUCAACAGAAAAUUGAAUAAAGAAGAAUUCGAUUGCAAUUUCUGGCAACAACGUUGGAAGGAUGGCUGGGAUGAUCCUGAGACUAAGUAG